AUGCCGCUUUUCAUAUCGGAGGAAGAGUUCGGGCGGUGCUCGGGCGAUGCCGGCCUGGUGGCGGAGAAGGCGGACGCGUUUAUCCGUGAGCUUUUCGGCCAGAUUGAGACGGUCAAGGCGGAGGCUGAUGCCGCUGCCAUUACUCUCGAGCAGACGUGCUCGCUGAUCGAGCAGAAGUACGUUUCCCUUACGGAGGAGCACUCGUCUCUCCAGUCGCAGCACUUGGAGCUCAGGUCCUCGCUCGAGCAGCGCACUUCCGAACUGGGUCAGCUCCAAACCGAGAAGCAACAGCUUCGUCUUGAAUCUAUCGAGAAAGAUGGGGAGAUUGAGAGGCUCACACGGGGAGCAUCGGAACUCCAGAAAUCAAAGAGGCAGUUGAUGGAGCUUUUGGAGCAAAAGGAUUUGGAAGUUACAGAGAAAAAUAUCACUAUUAAGAGUUAUCAUGAUAAGAUUGUAAAUUUGGCUGAAAAUGCCGCUUCAAAAGAUGCACGCGUGGGAGAACUUGAGGCUGAAUUGGGACGAUUACAGGCUUCGUCCUCCCGCCUUUUGCAGCAGGAAAAGGAGCUUCUUGAGAGGCAUAACACUUGGCUUAAUGAGGAGUUAACUGCUAAAGUUGACAGUCUUAUCCAGCUGCGCAAAGCAAAUGGAGAAUUAGAAGCUGAAAUGUCAUCUAAGCUUAUGGAAGUUGAGAAUAAAAUGAAGGAGAGCUCCACGUCUUUGUUAUUGCAGAAGGACAGAGUGAAAGAGUUGGAGGAAAAGCUGGCAUCCCUGGAAACAGAACUGUUGUCGACCAAGGAUGCUGCUGCAGCUUCAGAGGCUCGUUUCACUGCUGAAAUCGCAACUGUAACCAAGCUCUUGGAUUUAUAUAAGGAAAGUUCUGAGGAAUGGUCCAAGAAGGCAGGAGAGCUAGAGGGAGUGAUCAAAGCUUUGGAAACUCAUUUAAAUCAAGUUGAAAGUGAAUACGAAAGUAAGCUUCAGAAGGAAGUCUCUGCAAGGAAAGAAUUGGAGAAGGAGUCUGCUGAUUUGACAGAGAAACUUCAGACUGUUGAAGCAGAAUUGACAAACUUGAAGAAACAAAAAGAUCUAAAUCAUCUUCCUCUGAGUAGUUUUACAAUAGAGCCAGCGUCUAAUUCUGUUGAUGCCAACGAAGCAGCUGGGGACGAUAGAGCAAUUGUACCCAUGAUUCCAGCUGGUGUUUCAGGAACAGCAUUAGCUGCUUCGCUCAUCAGGGAUGGAUGGACUCUGGCCAAGAUAUAUGCCAAGUACCAAGAAGCCGUUGAUGCACUAAGGCAUGAGCAGUUAGGAAGAAAGCAAACACAGGCUAUAUUGGAGCGGGUGCUUUAUGAAAUAGAAGAAAAAGCUGGAGUCAUCAUGGAUGAACGAGAGGAACAUGAGAAGCUUAUUGAUGCUUACUCUGCCUUAGAUCAAAAACUGCAGCGCUCACUGUCUGAACAUUCUGUGUUGGAGAUGACCAUUCAGGAGCUGAAGGCAAGCUUAAGGAAGCAAGAGCGUGAUUAUACUGUUGCACAGAAGGAGAUCGUUGACCUCCAGAAAGAGGUGGCUGUUCUCUUAAAAGAAUGUCGAGAUGUUCAGUUGCGUUGCGGAUCAGUUUCUCGCUAUCACGAUGAUGAGAUGGUUGGUGGUCCCACUGUACCGUCGCUUUCUUCAUCAAGUUCUGAAGAUAUCAUAUCUGAACGGCUGUUAACAUUUAAGGACAUAAAUGGAUUAGUUGAGCAGAAUGUCCAGCUGCGGAGUCUUCUCCGCAACCUUUCUGGCCAGAUUGAGGAGAAAGAAGCAGAGUGGAAGGAUAAGCAUGAGAGACAGCUUCAGAUGCUUAAGGAUGAAACCACAUCUAAAGUUCAAGCAGUGUUACAAAGAGCAGAGGAACAGUCCCAAAUGAUUGAGUCACUCCAUAGCUCUGUGGCAAUGUACAAGAAAUUGUACGAUGAGGAACACAAACAUCGUACGUCCUCCACUCGCACACAAGUUGCAGCUCCAGAACAAGGAAGCAGGGAAAUUGUGGUUCUACAGGACAGUAACCAUGAUGCAUCAAGAAAGGUGCAAGAACAGGCUUCGGAACGUUUGAAAAAUCUUGAAGAUGAUUUAGCAAAAUCUAGGAGUGACCUAAUAUUAUUACGAUCUGAGCGCGACAAGUUAGCAUUGGAAGCGCAGUUUGCACAAGAAAAACUUUCCAGAUUUAUGAAGGAAUUCGAGCAUCAGAGAGAGGAGCAUAACAAUGUUAUAGCCAGAAAUGUUGAGUUUUCACAGUUGAUUGUUGACUACCAAAGAAAGAUGCGGGAAAGUGCUGAGUCUUUCGAUUCGGCAAACGAAAUCUCUCGGAAGUUAACUAUGGAGGUGUCGAUUUUGAAGCAUGAAAAAGAAAUACUGCAGAGCUCUGAGAAGAGAGCUUCUGAUGAAGUUCGUGGUUUGUCAGAAAGGGUUUAUCGCCUGCAGGCUAGUUUGGACACCAUGCAGAGUGCUGAAGAAAUGCGAGAGGAAGCCAGAGUUAUUGAGAGGAGAAAACAAGAUGAGUAUGUCAACAAACUUGAGAGAGAAUGGGCCGAGGCAAGAAGGCAGCUACAGGAAGAGCGAGAUAAUGUUCGGAAUCUUACUCGGGAGCGUGAAAGUUCCUUGAAGAAUGGUUUUAGGCAAGUUGAAGAAUUGAGUAAAGAAUUGACUACUGCCUUGCAAUCUGUAGCAGCUGCUGAGUCUAGGGCUGCAGUUGCUGAGGUACUGUCAAUAAUACAUAUUAGUAUUCAUUGCAGUCAUUAUCGAACUAAUCUUUCUAACUUAGACUGUGCUGCUUAUACUCCUGUUGAUCUUUUUCAGCUACUGGUGAAGUUCCGGGAUGAAGUUGAAAAAUUGAGAGAGGAAGCACAGGCUAGCAAAGAUCAUAUGCUUCAGGUAGUCAAAUUCCAUUUUUGUACUUCAAUUCUGGUUUUCAAAAUUUACAUUUUAUUUCCUUUUCAGUACAAGAACAUUGCUCAAGUAAAUGAAGAUGCACUCAAACAAAUGGAGGUUGCCCAUGAGAGUUAUAGAAAGGAGGCUGAUGAAGUUAAGAAAUCACUGGAAAGUGAGAUUCAAUCACUUAGGGAGCGUGUUAGUGACUUGGAAAGUCAAUGUAAACUGAAAACUGAGGAAGCACUUUCUGCAGUUGCUGGAAAGGAAGAUGCUGUUGCUGGUGCUUUGUCUGAGAUUGCCAGUCUGAAGAACGAUUGUGCUACUAAAAUGUCACAAAUUGUGUUGUUGGAAUCUCAAAUAUCUGCCUUCAAAGAUGAUCUGGAGACCGAACAUCAGCGUUGGCGAACUGCUCAAGACAAUUACGAAAGACAGGUUAUUCUACAGUCAGAGACAAUUCAGGAGUUAACGAAAACGUCGCAAGCCUUGGCUUCAGCUCAAAAUGAGACAUCUGAGCUCCAUAAAGUGGUGGAUCAUCUCAAAACUGAAAAUGUCAAUCUGAAAUUGAAAUGGGAGACCGAGAGCUCAACAAUCGAAGCCUACAAGAAUGAGGCGGACAAAAAAUACGACGAGGUGAACGAGCUGAACAAGAUCCUGCACAGCCGGCUUGAAGCCCUGCACAUCAAACUAGCCGAGAAAGAACGUGGAACUGCUUCCGGGAGUGGGCCCCACAGCCUUACGGAUGAUGACGGGCUACAGAGCGUGGUGAGCUACCUGCGUCGUUCAAAGGAAAUAGCCGAGACUGAGAUUUCCUUACUGAAGCAGGAAAAGAUCCGGCUUCAGUCCCAGCUGGAGAUCUCCCUAAAAUCGGCAGAGGCUGCACAAUCAUCACUCCAAACAGAGCGCGCGAAAUCCCGAGCAAAUUUGUUCACCGAGGAGGAAUUCAAGUCCCUUCAGCUACAGGUCAGGGAACUAACUUUGCUCCGGGAAAGCAACGUGCAGCUCAGGGAGGAGAACCGGCACAAUUUUGAGGAAUGCCAGAAGCUUCGUGAAGCACUCCAGAAUGCCCGGUCCGAAAUUGAGAGUUUGGAGAGGCUAAUAAGAGAGAGGGAUGCCUACCUAGAGACCUUCAGGAAAGAGAUGGAAAUCGUGAAAAUGGAAAAACUGAAUCUUGAGAAAAGAGUUGAAGAGCUUGUGGAGAAGUCGAAGGAGGUCAGUUUGGACGAUUAUAAUCGCCUGAGGGACUCUCUUCAGCAGGCGCAGGUUAACCUAAGGGAGAAAGAUGCUGAGAUGGAGGAAGUCAGGCGACAGCUGUCGGAAAAGGAGAGUGUGCUCUCGAAUCUGGAGAAACUAUUGUCAGAUAGGCAGGAAGUGGUGUCAAACUUAGAGCGGGAUCUCGCGAGGAUCAGAACCGAGCUGAAUGAGAGGGAGUCCAGGAUUGCUGAGCUCUCGAAAAUUGAGGCUUCCCUGAAAACCGAGGUUGAUAAGCUUAAGCAGAUAUACAGUCGGGGGAGGAAAGCCUUGACUAACAUGCAGAAGGAUAGGGAUGAGCUGACGAAUCAGAAGGAGAAACUGUCUAAGGAAUUAGAGGAAACCAAACAGGAGAUGGCCAGGCAAAUAGAGGAAGCAGCCAAGCAGGCGAAGGUUAUUAACUCAGCCGAUUCGAGCAGCAGCGAGCAGACCCUGAAGGAGAAGGAAUGGAAAAUACAUACCCUCGAGAAAUCGCUCGAGAAGCACAGGGACGAGCUGAAGAAGGAGAGAGAGGAUCACAAACGGGAGAAAGACAAGAGAGAGAAGAUCAAGAAGACGGUCAUCGAGUCUCGCGAUGUGGUGAGUCAGCAGAGGACUAAGCUUAUAGACGAGCUGAAGAAGCACCAGGAAGCUCUGAGGAGCCUUCAGGAAGAGGUUGAGAGAUUGAAAGGCUCUGGAAACCAGAUUCAGUCCGAGAUGACAAAUUCUAGUAUUUUGGAGGAUUUUGCCUCGGCUUAUGUCCAGGCUGUCGAGAGUUUCGAGCAGGUGGUUCAACCUGUUUGUGGUGAUGACCUGGAUUCUUCUACCCUCUCUGAUGUCCCAUCUUCAGACCAGGUUUCCACACCUGCAACUAAAGCUCCUGCCCCUUCGAAUAAUCCACCUCUAUCGAGAACUAACGAGGAUAAAGAAAAACGGCUCACGUUAGCAAAGUCGAACGUGAAACUCGGAAGGAAAUUGGUUCGUCCUAGCAUCAUUAGACCUAAGGAACAACAACAGCCACAAGGAGGCGGCGACGUGGACAUGUCCGAAGCAGACGAGCAGCCCACCAACUCCAUGACUGUCCAGAGUGUGGAAGGCCAAACGAGCUUGACACUGGCUUCACAAGCAACAACUGCGUUUGGACGAAAACGGCCCUCGGCUUCAUCUUCCUCCGACCUGCAAGACGAGACGCUCCUCCCCGAGGAAACGACCCCCGGCGAUGUGCUGGUGCCUCUCUCGAAAAAAUCCAAAUCCUCGGAGGAGGAGCAGCAGCAACAGGGUGACGAGGAACCACCAUCUGCGGACCCCAUGGUGGAAGUUCCGGAUGAUGACGUGGCGACUGUCAACAAGGAUGAGCCCGUCGAUUCCGAAAAAGACGAGGCGGCCGAAAGAGAUGAAUCUGAAACUGGAGAGCAACAAGCGGAGGAGCUGCCGAAAUCAGACGGGCCACAAGUUCCGGCCGUCGAGCCGCCAGCUGGCAGCGACCCGGCAGAUGAGAGUUUAGACAAGCCUGGUGAGGAGUCGGUUUUAUCCGACGAUCAGCUUAGGGACCAAACAGAACAUGACAGAGAGGAGGGAGAACUUGUUGGGGACUUUAUUAUUGCCGACAGUAAUGACGAUGGUGACGAGGUGGGGCCCACGAGCACAGGGGAGCUGCUUCAGGUUGACCAAUCUCCGGUGGAGCCUGUGACUGUGAGUUCUUCGCCGGUGGGCUUGGAGGCUGGGGAGAUCGAGGAAGAAGAGAAGAACGAGGAUGAGAGCUUGCCUGAGAAGUCUGCAGAAAAUGAUCAGAAUCUUCUGGAGUCGUCUUCAAAUGCUGCUGCUGCUGUUUCUAGUGCUAAUACUACUAUUACUACUACUAAUGAGGAUGCAUCGACUAGCAGUGUGGGACCCGCUUUAUCACCUGAGGCGGGAGGGAAGCCGGUGAAUAGUGGGAGCUCGACGACUAUUAAUCUACAGGAGAGGGCAAGGCAGAGAGCACAGAUGAGACUACAGGCGGGCAUGGCUGGUGCUAAUCCACCGAGUAGGGGUCGUGGGAGAGUGGCGCGUGGCCGUGGGGCCCGAGGUCGGGCUGGACGUGGACAGUCACCCGGUUAA
Molecule: messenger RNA, 6225 nt
Organism: Striga hermonthica
Lineage: Eukaryota; Viridiplantae; Streptophyta; Magnoliopsida; Lamiales; Orobanchaceae
Source: the annotation of a GenBank genome assembly